UGAACAUGAGGGAGGUGGGGACUUAGCUCCAGGUAACUGAAGAUGGAUGGCAGCCAGCCACACCUAACCGUGACAUACAGUAAGCUGAUCCCUCUGCCCCUACCCCCUUCCUACAAGCCAACAUAAAAAGGGGAAGCUGCUGCCUGAGAGACACUGGAUCCUUCUAGCAGACCAGCAGCACAAGCUUCUCCACUCUUAUCAUCUACUUGGCACAAUGUCUUUCCAAAGAAACUACACCGCUCGCUCCGCUGUCCCCCAAGGAGGUGUUAGCUCAGUUAGAAUCAGCCAGACCCGCUCAUCUAGUGGAGCUGGUUCAGGAUUUGGAAGGGCAGGAGGCUUCAGCAGUUCAAGCCUAUCCAAUGUGGGCUCAGUGAGGAAGAGUUCUGCAUACAAUGUUUCCAGCAGCAGAGGUGGUGUUGGUGGUGGCUCUCUCUAUGGAGUUGGGUCUGGAUUCGGUGGUGGCUUUGGAGGUGGCUUCGGUGGUGGCCAUGUAUCUGGACCUGGAAUCCAUGAAGUGACCAUCAACCAAAGCCUUCUGACACCUCUUAACCUGCAGAUUGAUACCUCAGUUCAAAAUGUUAGGAAGGAAGAGAGGGAGCAGAUUAAGACCUUGAACAACAAGUUUGCUUCUUUCAUUGACAAGGUAAGGUUCCUGGAACAACAAAACAAAGUUCUGGAGACAAAAUGGGACCUGCUGCAGAACCAGAAAUCUGCUAAGACCAGUAACGUUGGACCAAUGUUCGAAGCCUACAUUAACAACCUCAGGAGGCAGCUAGACAGCCUGCUCGGCGAUAAGGGCAGACUGGAUGGUGAACUAAGAAACAUGCAAGACUCGGUUGAAGACUUUAAGAACAAGUAUGAGGAUGAAAUCAACAGGCGUACUCAAGCUGAAAAUGAAUUCGUUGUUCUCAAAAAGGAUGUGGAUGCUGCCUACAUGAACAAAGUAGAAAUGGAAUCCAAGGUUGAUGCUCUGACCGAUGAGAUCAACUUCCUGAGAGCUCUGUAUGAAGCUGAGCUGCGUGAGAUGCAGGCACAGAUCUCAGACACCUCCGUUGUCCUGUCCAUGGACAACAACAGAGCCUUGAACCUGGACAGCAUCAUCGCUGAAGUUAAGUCUCAGUAUGAAGAUAUUGCUGCCAAGAGCCGCUCUGAGGCUGAGGCCGUGUACCAGAACAAAUUCCAGGAGCUCCAAGCCACAGCUGGACGUCAUGGAGAUGAUCUGCGCUCCACCAAGACUGAGAUCUCCGAGCUGAACCGUAGUAUCCAAAGACUUCAGGCUGAGAUUGAAAACGUGAAGAGCCAGCGUGCUAAACUGGAAGAUCAGGUUGCUCAGGCUGAAGAACGCGGUGAAUUGGCACUGAAAGAUGCCCGUCAGAAAAUUGCUGAACUGGAGGCUGCUCUGCAGAAGGCCAAGCAGGACAUGGCUCUCCAACUGAAAGACUAUCAGGAGCUGAUGAAUGUCAAACUUGCUCUGGAUAUUGAGAUUGCCACCUACAGAAAACUGCUGGAAGGAGAGGAAAGCAGACUGUCAGGUGAAGGUGUUGGCGCUGUUAGCGUAUCUGUGGUGAACUCAAGCUCUUCAAUUGGAGGUGGAAGUGGAGGUGGAAGUGGAUAUGGAAGUGGAUAUGGAAGUGGAUAUUCAAGUGGAUACGGUGGAGGCAGCUUUGGUGCUGGAUCAGGAUUUGGUGGCAGCUCUGUCAAGUUCUCCAGCGGUGGUGGAUCAUCCAGUGCUGUGAAGGGCUACUCUGUGACAACAUCUUCCAGCAGAAGCAGCCAAAGAUACUAAGAAGCUGUUGUGGUCCAUGAUUCAUAACAUCACCAGUGCCAUCCAUACCUCCCAACACAAACAUGUUUUAUUCUGCAAAAUAGAGGCACCAUGUUGAAGAACUAUGUUUGCCUUGCAAUAGUAAACCCCAUUGUUGUGCCAAGUAUUUGCAAUAGAGCAUGCCUUGUAUGACUAACACUGUUGGGGGGUAUAGCUGGUCACUGAUGCUGUUAAACCUCUCUAUCUUUGCAAUUUUCUCUUUUGCUCCCUCUUACUGCCCUUUCAGUCUGUGUUCUCUUUGAGUGCGACACAGUGACAUCAGAACUGGCUGGUGCUUAUAUCAUAACCUAAAGGCCAUGAAACAGCAGGCUUAUAAAACCUCUGCAGGUCAAUAUUUAGUAUGGAGGUGAUGCCCGGAUACACCCAUCCCCCCAAACAAAUAAAUUACAGUAUUUCUGGGUGGAUAUGACAUUUUAUAGUAUCCCCAUGCAGAGAGAAUUUCCAUUAUUGUAUAUAUCAGUAGAAAUAUUCGGUGCUAUUAUUCGUCCUCAACUAUGAAGUCUACUCAAAUUGCUGAUGCCAAGGAAGCUGCCAGACAGCAAGAUGUCUGCAAGUAAAAGUCACUGAUGCCUUUAACCAAAGUUUAUAUCCGCAUCUGUAUAAGAAGCAGCAUUAGAAAGUUUCCAUUUUCCAAUCUGUAAUGCCUGGUCUGUGUUAGCUGUGGAAGUCUCCUGACUUUGUUAGGGAAGGAUUUUAUGUAUGGUGUGAAACAUCUUCAAUAAAUUUCCUUCUAGUUCAAA
Molecule: messenger RNA, 2565 nt
Organism: Bufo bufo (common toad)
Lineage: Eukaryota; Metazoa; Chordata; Amphibia; Anura; Bufonidae
Product: keratin, type II cytoskeletal-like
Exons: 9
Coding region: 215-1786 (523 amino acids)
Biological process (GO): intermediate filament organization; keratinization
Cellular component (GO): keratin filament
Molecular function (GO): structural constituent of skin epidermis
Source: RefSeq, a predicted model, not a curated record